This is a messenger RNA of Sardina pilchardus (European sardine), 3638 nucleotides long. It is a transcript of the gene map2k7, whose product is annotated as mitogen-activated protein kinase kinase 7. Gene Ontology annotation, biological process: protein phosphorylation. The transcript is spliced from 12 exons. NCBI's taxonomy places the organism in Eukaryota, Metazoa, Chordata, Actinopteri, Clupeiformes, Clupeidae. The record is from RefSeq and is a predicted model, not a curated record. Bases 110 to 1426 code for a protein of 438 amino acids. Gene Ontology annotation, molecular function: ATP binding; protein kinase activity.
AAAUGCGGCACUGAGAUUUGUAGGUCCUCCAGUAUCCCAGGGUUCCGCACCGCACCUAGACGCAGGCUAGAAUAAGAUAGGCGCUCUCGAUGGUGCGCAAUUUUUCAAGAUGUCGUCGCUGGAACAGAGACUCUCCCGAAUCGAGGAGAAAUUGAAGCAAGAAAAUAAAGAAGCUAGGCGAAGAGUUGACCUCAAUAUCGACAUGAGUCCACAACGAUCGCGUCCAAGGCCAAUUAUCGUGAUCCAGCUCAGUCCCGCUCCAGCCCCCUCUCAGCGUGCAGCGCUGCAGUUGCCGUUGGCGAAUGAUGGAGGGAGUCGGUCGUCGUCGUCGGAGAGCUCUCCUCAGCACCACUCCUACCCCUCCCGCCCCAAACAGCUGCUCACGCUGCCCACCCCGCCAUACAGCCUGCAGAAGAGCCUGGAGAAUGCGGAGAUCGACCAGAAGCUGCAGGAGAUUAUGAAACAGACGGGAUACCUGAAGAUAGACGGACAGAGAUAUCCAGCAGAAGUCACAGACCUGAUCAGUGAGGGGGAGAUCGGCAGCGGCACCUGCGGUCAGGUGUUCAAGGUGCGCUUCAAGAAGACCGGCCACGUCAUCGCCGUCAAGCAAAUGCGGAGGACGGGUAAUAAGGACGAGAACAAGCGGAUCCUCAUGGACCUGGACGUGGUGCUGAAGAGCCACGACUGCCCUUACAUCAUCCAGUGUUACGGAGCUAUAGUUACUAACACUGACGUGUUCAUCGCCAUGGAGCUGAUGGGCACGUGUGCUGAGAAGCUGAAGAAGAGGAUCCAGGGGCCCAUCCCGGAGCGCAUCCUCGGCAAGAUGACCGUCGCGAUCGUGAAGGCGCUGCUGUACCUGAAGGAGAAGCACGGCGUGAUCCACAGGGACGUGAAGCCCAGCAACAUCCUGCUGGACGCCAAGGGCCAGAUCAAGCUCUGCGACUUCGGCAUCAGCGGACGCCUCGUCGACUCCAAGGCCAAGACACGCAGCGCAGGCUGCGCCGCCUACAUGGCCCCUGAGAGAAUAGAUCCUCCAGACCCCAGUAAGCCGGACUAUGACAUCAGAGCUGACGUGUGGAGCUUGGGAAUCUCUCUGGUGGAGCUGGCCACAGGACAGUUCCCCUACAAGAACUGCAAGACGGACUUCGAGGUCCUGACCAAAGUGCUGCAGGAGGACCCCCCGGUGCUGCCGCUCAGCAUGGGCUUCUCCCCCCACUUCCAGUCCUUCGUCAAAGACUGUCUCACAAAGGAUCACAGAAAAAGGCCAAAAUAUCACAAGCUGCUGGAGCACCCCUUCAUCCGGCGCUACGAGGUGCUGGAGGUGGAGGUGGCGGCCUGGUUCCAGGAGGUGAUGGAGCGCACAGAGUCCCCCCGCAGCUCCCAGUGCUUCAGCCAGCAGCACCUGCACUCGCUCUUCAACAGGUAGAGCAGAGGGGCAGAGCAGCGUGCACACACACACACACACACACACACACACACACACACACACACACACACACACACACACACAUCGCCCCGCCCCGCAGCUCCCAGUGCUUCAGCCAACAGCACCUGCACUCGCUCUUCAACAGGUAGAGCAGAGGGGCAGAGCCACGCACACACACACACACACACACACACACACACACACACACACACACACACACACACACACACACACACACACACACACACACACACACCGCCCCGCCCCGCAGCUCAAUACUAAUGCCAACACACACACACGCACACUCACCUCUCCACCCUCACACCCCAGUACUUAGGCCAACAACACACACACACACACACCACCCUACAGCUCAAUAGUUAAGCCAACAGCACACACACACACACACACACACACACAUUAGUACACACACACACACACACACACACACACACACACUCACACACACUUAUCGUGUUAAAUACAAGUACAACCCCCAUUUGCUGCGUCAGAUCUACAAGAAGCAGAGCUGUGGGUCUCUCUCACACACACACACACACACACACACACACACACACACACACACACACACACACACACACACUCUGUAUACCCUCAUGUAAUUAUCCAAACAUAACUGUCAGUACUGCGUAAGCUUUUCUACAGUUGAAGCUGGCAGAAAAAAUAAGACACUAGUACACACACACACACACACACACACACUGCUAGACACCACACUGCUACACACAAACGACAGUCACACACACACACACACACACUGCUAGACACCACACUGCUACACACAAACGACAGUCACACACACAUACACACUGCUAGACACCACACUGCUACACACAAACAACACACACACACCUACACACACACUCAUAGUAUGUAAAGGAGGAAGAUUGAGAAGGAGUAAUGGACAUGAAUGGAGCAAAGCCGAAGAGGAGGAGGAGGAGGAGAACGACAGAUGAACUGAGACCGCGGUGGAGAGAGAGAGAGAGAGAGAGAUCACGAUGGACGGACAGACAGAUGAAAAGAUGGACAGAUGAAGAGGUGGAGAAAUGGAGGAGUUGCUUUGAUGGGGGCGUAAAGAGGGAGGGGGGACUUGAGAAUGUCAUGACUGGAUGGUGAUCUGGUGGGAUUCUGGCCAAUCACAAUGUGAUCUGGUGGGAUUCUAACCAAUAAGGUUCAACUCUGGUGAACGGAUUAAAGGAUGGAAGGAUGAAUGAAUGGAUGGAAGGAUGGAUUGACAGAACAAACAGACAGACGGACAAACACACAGGGUUCAGAGUGGUCAUUCAGGCGUGGACCGGCCUGGUUAUUAAGAUUUUUAAAACUAGAUCAUUACGGGCUGCACAACGGCUUUUCAAAUGUCCGUAUCACUUCAGGCUCAGACGUAUUCCUAAAGAAUAUUCUGGCGUGCGUGCGUGCGUGCGUGCGUGCGUGCGUGCGUGCGUGCGUGCGUGCGUGCGUGCGUGCGUGCGUGUAUGUGGUCUUCAGGAUGUACAUGGCUUCACUUCAGGCUCAGACGUAUUCCUAAAGAAUAUUCUGGCGUGCGUGCGUGCGUGCGUGCGUGUAUGUGGUCUUCAGGAUGUACAUGGCUUUACUGGCUCUGUCGCUCUUCGUGUUAUCAACUUGUAAUUAAUACUCAAAUAAUCAAACCAGUUAUUUUCUAUAUCCGAACAAGGCCUAACCCCUUGUAGUCACAUCCACCAAUUAGAUUUGGUCUUACUUAGGCUACUAAACUGAUUAACCAAUUAGAUUUGGUCUUACUUAGGCUACUACACCAAUCUUAUCUUCUCUUACUAAACUGAUUAACCAUUAAUCAGAUUUUGCGACUAUAUCACGUUAAAGACAAAUAUAAUCUGAACAGUAGAGCCCCACUUCUGUGGAGUUAACAGGAUUUGAACAGAUAAAAUGCAAAAAAAUGAAACCUAACCAAAAAAAAAAAAGAUAAAGAAUUAGCGGUAGUUCAAUCGGAAUAGCAGAAAUGAGGCAAAAUGGAAGACUAGACUGCAACUGACUCUGACUGAGAUCCUAGCCAAUCAGGAUGAGACCUGGUGAGAUCUUAGCCAAUCAGGGCGUCAACUGGUGAGAUUCUAGCCUAUCGGGGAUGAGCUCUGCCUGCACCCAGGCUCAGAUGCGGUCUGUGCAGUGAUAUCUCAGGGAACCAGAGAGAGAGGGAGAGAGAGAGGGAGAGAGAGAG